Hydractinia symbiolongicarpus is the source of this 2073-nucleotide messenger RNA. Its product is annotated as solute carrier family 23 member 2-like. The transcript has 13 exons. Gene Ontology annotation, cellular component: membrane. Gene Ontology annotation, molecular function: transmembrane transporter activity. Gene Ontology annotation, biological process: transmembrane transport. The record is from RefSeq and is a predicted model, not a curated record. Bases 155 to 1882 code for a protein of 575 amino acids. Lineage: Eukaryota; Metazoa; Cnidaria; Hydrozoa; Anthoathecata; Hydractiniidae.
AUUUGACAAUUUAUUGAUAUAAUUUAUAUUGUGAAACAAAUUAAGUUUCCUGAUUAAAGAUUUCUUAAGUAAACAACACAGUUGCAUAGCCACAAAAUCACUUAAAAAUUCAUUUCUCAACUCAGUGAAUGUUGCAAGACAUUUUGAAACAAUAAUGGCGGCUAUAAAUCAUAGAGAUAAUAAUUUAUCAGAAAAGACGUCGCUGCUCAAUGAAACCAUGCAAUCAAAGAGUGGUGAAUAUAAUCUGCCCACUGCAGAAACCAUUGAAAUGAAGGACACUUCACCAAACAAAGAUGUAACAAUAGCUGAACAUGGACUACUCUAUAGAAUUGACGAAAAUCCACCUUGGUACUAUGGCAUGUUUUUAGGUUUUCAGCAUUACAUGACGAUGUUUGGCUCGACGGUAGCAGUCCCGUUUAUACUAGCUGGUUCACUCUGUAUUAAAGAUAACCAUUUAGUCUUAAGUGAAAUUAUCAGCACCAUAUUUUUUGUGUCAGGACUGGCUACUCUGAUACAAACAACCAUUGGUAAUAGGUUGCCUAUAGUUCAGGGUGCAACUUUUUCUUUUCUUGGUCCAACUAUUGCCAUCUUAUCUUUGGAAAAGUUUAAAUGCUCUCCUGCUACGUUGAUUGUUACAAACUCAACGGCAAACACGACUGUGACAAUAGAACAUGACUGGAAAAAAGGAAUGCUAGAGGUUCAAGGAGCUAUUGCCGUUGCUUCGAUUUUUCAAGUAUUGAUUGGAUUCACUGGAGCGGUUGGUUUUUUGCUGAGGUUUAUAGGACCAUUGACAGUUGCUCCCACAGUUUCUUUGGUUGGACUGGCUUUAUUUAAUGCUGCAGGAGAUUUUGCUGGUCAUCAAUGGGGUAUAGCUGGUCUAACAGUACUGCUAAUCAUAUUAUUCUCCCAAGUUCUUUAUAAAAUCAAAGUGUUCCGAAUGUUCCCAGUCUUGUUCGCAAUUGGAAUAUCAUGGGCUGUCUCUGCCAUUAUAACAGCGGCAGGAGGAUUUGACGACGACUCCCUUGCUCGCACUGAUCGUCGGUUGGAUGUUUUAAAGAAAGCAGAAUGGAUUAGAUUUCCUUACCCAGGUCAAUGGGGAACACCUACGGUCAGUGUGGCUAGCGUGUUUGGUAUGUUAGCUGGUGUUUUGGCAUCAAUGCUGGAAUCACUGGGUGAUUACUUUGCAUGUGCAAGGUUGUCUGGUGCACCAGCCCCACCAAACCAUGCUGUAAAUCGAGGAAUUGGUUUGGAAGGUUUUUCAUGUAUCCUUGCUGGGUUGUGGGGUUCAGGAAACGGAACGACCUCAUACAGUGAGAAUAUUGCUGCGAUAGGGAUAACCAGGGUUGGCAGUAGAAGAGUUAUUCAAUUUGGAGCAGUGUUUAUGAUUUUGUUGUCAAUUCUUGGGAAGUUUGGUGCAGUAUUCACUUUAAUACCUGAUCCAAUUGUUGGGGGAAUGUUUUGGACGCUAUUUGGUUUGAUUGUUGCUGUUGGUUUGUCCAACUUACAAUUCGUCAAUCUGAACUCAUCAAGAAAUUUGUUUGUACUCGGAUUUGCGUUUUUCACAGGAAUGGUUAUACCUGCUUGGUUGGGAAAGAAUCCAACCGCCAUCAAUACAGAUAAUGACGAAGUCAAUCAAAUUCUGAAUGUGCUUCUUCAAACUAACAUGGCGGUAGGCGGCGUAACUGCUGCAAUAUUGGAUAAUGCCUUACCUGGUAGUUUAGAAGACAGGGGAAUUACUAAGUGGCGAAAGAUUCAAAGUUCAGAAGAAGAUGAAAUACCACAGGCUUCCAUUCAUGUCUAUGAUCUGCCUUUUAUCCAAGCGUAUUUAAACAAAACCUCUUGGGCUAAGUAUGUCCCUUUUUUGCCAUAUCAUGGAACUUAAAUUUUAGAUCAGUAUAUCGCAUGUAUAUGAAUGAUGCGCUUAUUUUAACAACUUUUUACUGUAAAUUUUUUUCUGCACAAUAUUUUUAUACAUCGACUUUUGUAACACCUGUAGUAAUGGAAUUCAUAUUUAGGAAAAGAUGUAUUAGGAACAAAAGGUAACAGCAAUACUCUAUACACCCCAUCACUAAA